AUAAUCUUUCAUUUAUAAAACCAAAAGAUUCAUCUCCUCCCUUCAUUUUCCAACAGGUAGAAACCGGACAUGGAAGCCAUGCAAUCCCCUGCGCUUUCUCUUCACCUCCAUUGUUUCCCUCAAAAUCCUCUCAACAUCAACAUUACCCACAGACAAUUCUCCAAAAUCAAAUCUUCUACACAAACCCAACCAGUCCAAACCCAAAAUCCCAACAAAAAGCAUCAACAAUUCGAUGAAAGAGAUGCAUUUCCAGCUUCGUUACCACUCCACAAGAAAAACCCACAAGCAAUUUACAAAGAUAUUCAAAGAUUUGCCAGGAAAAAUCAGCUCAAAGAUGCACUCAUCAUUAUGGACUACAUGGACCAACAAGGCAUCCCAGUUAACCCCACUACUUUUUCUGCCCUUAUAGCUGCUUGUAUUCGAUCGAAAUCUUUAACCAAAGCCAAAGAAAUACACACGCAUUUACGCAUAAAUGGGCUUCAAAACAAUGAGUUCUUGCGUACAAAACUUGUCCGCAUGUACACUUCCUGUGGUUCUAUUGAGGAUGCCAAAAGCGUGUUUGAUGAGUGCACUUCUACUGCUACUGUGUAUCCAUGGAAUGCCUUGAUUAGAGGGACUGUGAUAUCAGGUAAAAAAAGAUACGGGGACGUGCUUAGUGCUUAUCAAGAAAUGAGAGUAAAUGGUGUUGAAUUGAAUGAGUAUACUUUCUCCAAUGUCAUUAAGAGUUUUGCAGGCGCUUCGGCGCUGAAACAAGGGUUUAAGACUCAUGCCAUUAUGAUAAAGAAUGGGAUGAUUAGUAGUGCAGUUCUUAGGACUUGUUUGAUUGAUAUGUAUUUUAAGUGCGGCAAGACUAGGCUUGCGCAUAACGUGUUUGAAGAAUUGCUUGAAAGAGAUAUUGUUGCGUGGGGUGCGAUGAUUGCUGGGUUUGCACAUAAUAGGCGUCAAUGGGAAGCUUUGGAUUAUGUUAGGUGGAUGGUAAGUGAAGGGAUGUAUCCUAAUUCUGUUAUUAUAACUACUAUUCUUCCGGUGAUAGGAGAAGUAUGGGCGAGGAGAUUAGGCCAGGAGGUUCAUUGUUAUGUUUUGAAGAUGAAGGGUUAUUCAAGGGAGUUAUCGAUUCAAUCUGGGUUAAUUGAUAUGUAUUGCAAAUGUGGGGACAUGGGUUCAGGGAGGCGUGUGUUUUAUGGAUCGAGGGAAAGGAAUGUUGUUUCUUGGACUGCUUUGAUGUCUGGUUAUGUGUCUAAUGGGAGGCUUGAGCAGGCGUUGAGAUCAGUUGUUUGGAUGCAGCAAGAAGGGUAUAGGCCUGAUGUGGUCACGGUUGCAACUGUAAUUCCAGUUUGUGCUAAGUUGAAGACUCUGAAACAUGGGAAGGAAAUUCAUGCUUUUUCUGUCAAGAAAUUGUUCUUGCCAAAUGUAUCUCUCACCACUUCUCUAAUAAAAAUGUACUCAAAGUGUGGUGUUUUGGAUUAUAGCGUCAAGUUGUUUGAUGGUAUGGAGGCUAGGAAUGUGAUCGCAUGGACAGCCAUGAUUGACUCAUAUGUAGAAAACGGGUGCAUAGAUGAAGCAUUCAAUGCGUUUAGGUUCAUGCAGUGGUCGAAGCAUAGGCCAGACUCUGUUACAAUGGCAAGGAUGUUGAGUAUUUGCAGUAAAAUUAAAACUUUGAAGUUUGGAAAAGAGAUUCAUGGACAUAUCUUGAAGAAAGAUUUUGAGUCCAUUCCUUUUGUUUCAUCUGAGCUUGUCAAGAUGUAUGGGAGUUGUGGACUGGUUCAUAGUGCUGAAUCAGUGUUCAACGCAGUUCCUGUCAAGGGUUCAAUGACAUGGACGGCCAUCAUAGAGGCUUAUGGAUAUAAUAGCCUGUGGCAAGAUGCAAUCAAACUUUUUGAUGAGAUGAGAUCCAGGAAGUUUACUCCUAAUGAUUUCACUUUCAAAGUGGUUCUAUCAAUCUGUGAUGAAGCCGGAUUCGCAGAUGAUGCUUGCAGAAUCUUUGAACUAAUGUCUAAGAGAUAUAAAGUUAAGAUAUCUGGAGAACAUUACGCUAUCAUCAUUGGACUUCUCAACCGUUCUGGUCUGACUAGGGCAGCUCAAAGGUUUAUUGAUAUGAGUAAUUUAUUAUCGUGACAAAUUUACGACGCUUGUGCUAAUUCUUUGCCACUUUUGUGUAAUUGUGUUGAGUUGUAAUUUUAUGUAUCAUAUGACAUCGCAAAGGGA
This is a messenger RNA of Populus nigra (black poplar), 2205 nucleotides long. Its product is annotated as pentatricopeptide repeat-containing protein At1g71460, chloroplastic. Lineage: Eukaryota; Viridiplantae; Streptophyta; Magnoliopsida; Malpighiales; Salicaceae. Bases 70 to 2115 code for a protein of 681 amino acids. The record is from RefSeq and is a predicted model, not a curated record. Gene Ontology annotation, molecular function: protein binding; RNA binding. Gene Ontology annotation, biological process: RNA modification. The transcript has a single exon.